Messenger RNA from Rosa chinensis, 4991 nucleotides. Its product is annotated as TMV resistance protein N. Bases 190 to 3705 code for a protein of 1171 amino acids. Gene Ontology annotation, molecular function: ADP binding; protein binding. The transcript is spliced from 5 exons. Gene Ontology annotation, biological process: defense response; signal transduction. NCBI's taxonomy places the organism in Eukaryota, Viridiplantae, Streptophyta, Magnoliopsida, Rosales, Rosaceae. The record is from RefSeq and is a predicted model, not a curated record.
AAAACGCCUACUUUAUCACUACGCGGUUUUCCAAACUCUUUAUCUCUACUUCCCUACACUUGGUGGCCAUUCACUUUUCAUUUUUCAGAGUUCAUGAUUUCCUCUGCAACUAGUUUUCAUUUCCUCUUCCAGUUUCCACACUUCACAGUGGUUUUCCCUCAACCUUAAUUUUUGAUCUUGGUGGUUUCAAUGGCUUUGAGCACCCACAGAGCCUCCCCAUCUCUUGCUUGGGAUGAAUCACCUCCCCAUUGGAAAUUCGACGUCUUCUUGAGUUUCAGGGGUGAAGACACCCGCUGGGGUUUCAUCUCCCAUUUAUACCGCGAACUGGAGUUCUGGCAAGCAUUCAAGAUAUUCAAGGACGACAGAGAGCUUGAAAUCGGAGCUAGUAUCUCUCCGGAGCUCUUGAGCGCUAUCGAACAAUCACAUCUCGCCAUAGUUGUUCUCUCACCCAACUAUGCUUCUUCCACUUGGUGCUUGGAUGAACUUUCCAAAAUUAUCGAGUCCAUGGAAAAGGGAAAAAAGAGAAUUCUGCCUGUUUUCUUUAAUGUGGAUCCAUCCGACGUUCGACAUCAAAGGAGCAGCUUUGCUGACGCCUUUGCUAAGCACGAAGUGAAGUUCAGUGAUCAAAUAGAGAAGGUGGAGAGGUGGAGAGAAGCUUUAAGAAAAGUGGCCAAUCUCUCUGGAUGGGAUGCCAAGAAUUAUAAAUGUGAAAGAGAGCUUAUAGAAGUCAUCGUGAAACGUGUGUGGGAGAAAGUGCGUCCUACAAUCAUAUUGUCAGAUUCUGAAGAAAAGUUAGUCGGAAUUGAUUUUAGACUUAGGCAGAUGCGGUUGCUUUUAGCUCCUGAGGAAAAGGAUGUUCGAUUUAUUGGAAUAUGGGGUAUGGGUGGAGUGGGUAAGACUACCCUUGCUAGGCUAGUGUACGAGAAAAUUUCCCAUCAUUUUGAUGUGGCUGAGUUUCUUUUUGAUCAUGGUCCACUAAUCAAUCUUCAAAAUCAGGUUCUUUCCCAAAUCUUGAAGGAAAAUAUUUCCCCAGUUUGGGAUGAGUACAAAGGAACCAUUUUCAUUAGAAAAUGCCUGUCUAAUAAAAAGGUUCUUCUUGUUUUUGAUGAUGUUGAUAGUUGUGACCACCUAGAAAAAUUGGCCGGACAUAAAUCUUGGUUUGGUGAGGGAAGCAGAAUCAUCGUUACAACUAGAGAUAAACGUCUCCUCACCGAGCGUCGUAUAGAAUUAUCAUUUGAGCUAGUGCGGUUAAAUGACAAUGAUGCUCUUGAGCUCUUUAGUCACAAAGCCUUCGAAAAAGAUCAGCCAGAGGAAGGGUUUUUAGAGCUUUCCAAGUGUUUUGUAGAUUAUGUCGAAGGGCUUCCCUUAGCUCUUAAAAUUCUUGGAAGUUCUUUGUACAAGAGAGAUCUAGAGGCAUGGAAAAGUGCAUUGGACAAACUAAAGAAAGGCUGUGAUGCAAAGGUUUUUAAUUCACUCAAAAUAAGUUAUGAUGCACUGGACUACAUGGAGAAAAGCAUUUUUCUGGACAUUGCAUUCUUCUACACAGGGGUGAAGAAGGGGCGAGUAAUUGAAUCGCUAGAAAGUUGUGACCUUAGUGGUCAUUAUGGGAUAGAACUUCUCAUUGAGAAAUCUUUGAUAACUAUCGAUCAGCACAACAAUGUUCGGAUGCAUGGUUUGGUACAAGAAAUGGCAUGGGAAAUUGUUCGUCAAGAAUCUCGUGAGGAGCCCGGUCUUCGCAGCCGCUUGUGUCAUCGUAAUGACAUCUUUCAUGUAUUCAUGAGAAAUACGGGAACAGAAGCGAUAAAAGGUAUACGGUUAUGUUUACCUCGUUUAGAAGAGGCAGAUUCAAGCUGGAAUUGUGAAUGCUUCUCUAAGAUGCCCAAAUUAAUGUUUCUUGAAUUUCAUAAUUUAAUAAUUAGUUCAGGCCCCAAAUCCCUCCCAAAUUCGUUGAUAAUUCUCAAUUGGAAUCGGUAUCCUUCCAAAUCUCUUCCAGCUGGUUUCCGGCCAAAUAUACUUGCUGAACUGAAGAUGCAAGAAAACAAUCUUGUCCGGCUUUGGGAUGGAAGACAGGACUUGCCUAACUUGAAAUAUAUGGAUCUUAAGUGGUCCAAAAGCUUGAAGGAGACCCCAGAUUUCACAGGUAUUCCGAAUCUUGAGGAGUUGGAUCUUGCAUGUUGUGACGGUUUAGUUAAGGUCCAUCCAUCCAUUGCAGUGAACAAAAAGCUUAAACAGUUGACACUCUAUGGAUGUAAAAAUGUCAAGGUGUUCCCAAGUAAGAUAGAAAUGGAUUCUCUCGAGUUUCUCAGUCUUGAAGACUGCUCAAAAGUAAAGAUUCCAGAAUUUGGAGAAGGGAUGAAAAAUUUAUCUCUAGUCUACGCAUCUGGGACCGCUAGUGAGGAAUUACCUUCAUCAAUUGAACAUCUGGUUGGCCUUACUUGUCUGUUUAUAAAUGAUAGCAAAAGUCUCCAGAGUCUUCCUGGUACCGCAAUUUUUAAACUGAAGUCUCUUAGAGAACUCGGAAUGUCUGGAUGCCCAAAGCUUAAGAAACUUGUAGAAAAUACGGGGGAGACUAAAGACAAGCCGCCAGCCUUGCGACAAAUUUUUGGUGGAUCAUCUAUGAAAAGGAAGCUUUACAUGGGCUUUACGGGCUUAUUUAAAAAAAAGGGUCCAGAGCCUGUGUGCUUGGCGUUGCCAUCUCCAGGGGCUUUAUCGUCUUUGCAGGGGUUAUUUCUAGAUUAUUGUAAUCUGUGUCAAGGAGGUAUCCCCGACGAUAUUGGCUACUGCUUGCCGUCUCUAGAAUGGUUGCAUCUUAGUGGAAAUAAUUUUGUUAGUCUUCCUCCAAGCAUUAAAUGCCUUUCUAAGCUUCGGUUCCUUAAUUUGAAGAGAUGCAAAAGGCUUCAACAAUUACCGGAUCUCCCAUCGAAUGAGGAAUUAUCAGUAUUUGCAGACGAUUGCGAUUCCUUAAAAAUGUUGUCAAAACCAUCACAGCAGGGCAGAUUCACCGAAUUGGUGUCCUUUCGUUUAACAACCGUCAAUUGCUUUGGAUUGAUUGACAAUGAAGGCUUGAAUAAUGGAAUAUUUUCAAUGCUAAGUAGAUUGGCCGCUCAGGGCAUCUCUCCCUCGUCUCUCUCAUUAAGCGGUGAUGUUUUUCGUCCGCCAUUCGAUAUUGUAAGUCCUGGAAGUAAAAUUUCAGAGUGGUUCGAUAUUCAAAGCGAGGGAGAUUCAUUGACUGUGGAGCUGCCUCCGGAUCGGGAAUCAGAGUGGAUGGGCAUUGUGUUUUGUGUUGUUUUUGCCAAUCAGAAAGAUCAGUUUGAUUAUUUUCAAAUUGAAUGUUCAUCGCCAGGGAUUCGUAGAGAAUACUCUGUGCCGAUGGAAAAACCAGGGAUUCGUAGAGAUCAUCUUUGGGUGUCUUUUAUGCCUCGUGGUCAAAUCCAGGAUACCACAAGCUGCUCUAUUAGGUUCUCAUUCGUCGCGCAUUUUUACACGAUUAGUGGUUGUACUCCAAGCUCGAAUUGUGUGAAGAGGUGUGGGGCUAGAUUGUUGUACGAGCAAGAUUUGAAAAACCUCCUCGAUGGAAAAACCAACAUCUUGAAGCGGAGUCGUGAAUAUUGUGACUCGGAGGAGGCCGAGCCAGGGGAAGGUCCAAGUGCAAUUGCAAUUGGUAGCUCUAACAAAGAAUCGGUUUUUAAAAGACUCAAGGCAUGAAUACUAAGCAAUCGAUGGAGAGGUAUGUUUUUGUGAUUUAUAAAAAUGGUUUAUGUCUGAUGUAGGUUCCAUUAACUGAUUAACUCAGCCCCCUAAUUUAUAUGUAUAUAAAAAGUUCAUCAAUCAGUGAAGCUUUUAGUUUGAGAUUGUCUUUAUAUGUAGCUCAAAUAUCAAAAAUAAAUCAACUUGUGUAUUUCUCAAAAAAAAAAAUAGUUGGGUAAAUUUGGCUAACAAUACCAUUUUGAGUAAUACAAUAAAUUGUUUAUGUUAAACAUGUUUUUUCUCAUUGACAUGCUUAUUCUCAUUUAGACUCCUGUAACUUUUGUUUUGUUUCAGAAAGCAUAUCUUUGAUUGGUGUGUAUUUAUCCAUGCAUGCAAGCCCUUUCCUUCUUAAGGAAAAAGCAUUGACUCAUCAAGUUUUGUUUUAAACCACAAGCAUUGCUGCAUUGCUACUUUGCUAGGUAUAUCAAUGUGGCAAGGGUUCUUACAUUCGUUUAAGUAUUCUUUAUUUAUGGACAAUCUACCCAAAACAUCGUUGUCCAGUAAAAGAAAAGUUGUAUGUAAAAUUGCAUCCACGAAUAAACAUGUCUUGGAGCCUUACAAUCCAAUAGUUGAGAUUCAUCACUCCCAUAUUCAAGGUUGAUCAUGCUACAACCAACAUACUAACAAUGUGAUGACAUCAAUUCAAGUUGUGAUUAGUUUAUAGUUUUUACUUUAUUUUUCAUCUUUUGUCAAGGAUUAUUAGUUUGUACUCUAUAGCAAACAGUAUUUAUAAGUUAUGGGAUAUAUAUGUGGAAAAUAAAUUUGCCCGUAAAGAGUUGUAUUCAUCUCAUGCUAUAGGAACUACCCAUUUCUUCUUCUGGUUCUUGUACAGCUGGGCUGCUAGUGGUCUCUUUGGCGACAAUGGUCUUCCACUGUUCUUCCUUUGAGUACUUGAGGAGCCCAUUCACAACAAGAUUUGUGGCACAUUGGCCAGGGCUAUCUCUGAUGCCAUGUUGAUGUUUUUAAGAUGAGGCUGAUCAAGAUGUCGCUUUGAUUGGUUUGAAAUUUCUCUUCCAUAUUCCUUUUCAUUUGUUGUCCUCAUUCCUUCUACGCUCAUAUUCAUUCCUACAAGUAGUAAAUUAUUUUUGCAAUUUUAGUGUCCUGUAAAUUAAUUUUCUAUGAGUAGUAGAAGAUUAGAAGUAGAAGUCCAAGACCGUGAUCCAAUUCAAUACUUUCUAUGUUCUCUUUCGCAAAAUGUUAAUGCAUAAUGCCCGUGAGAUAUCAUUACAUUGGUUACUAACUUA